Molecule: messenger RNA, 5116 nt
Organism: Pocillopora damicornis (cauliflower coral)
Lineage: Eukaryota; Metazoa; Cnidaria; Anthozoa; Scleractinia; Pocilloporidae
Product: somatostatin receptor type 2
Biological process (GO): G protein-coupled receptor signaling pathway
Cellular component (GO): plasma membrane
Molecular function (GO): G protein-coupled receptor activity
Source: RefSeq, a predicted model, not a curated record
AUUGAAGAUGCCACAGCGAUUGUCCAUCAUUCGGCGUUCUGAUUCAUUUUCAACUGAUCAUGACGAGGCCAUAGGCUGCACUGUAGUGCUUUUAUUUAUCUUACUAUUUAACUGCUAUAACGUGAAGGCUGUUAUCGUAUGAAAUUGCUCGGACACCCCAGAGUUGCUAUAGAAAUGCCGUAAUUUCAAGGUUCCCUUAAAUCGCAUUAUUUCUGGUAACUUUAUGUAGCCGAUAUAUACCUUUUGGCUUUUAUUUGAACUUACUUCAUGGCUUAGUCUCAAGGCAGGGUAAGGUAAAAAACAUGACGCAAAAUGAUGCAGCAAAAUUUCUUGCCAAGGAUCAAUGUCUUUUAAUUAAAUAGCCAUAACAGACCCAGAUAGACAAAUUACCUGCAGGGUUUCAUAUUGGCGAAACAUGACGGGUAGCCUGAGAGCGGGAUAUUUUGAACACAUGUUAAAACCUCGUAAACGAAAACCACGAUCGGUCUAUCAUGUCAAAAUUCACGCCACGUCCAGCUGUUUUGUAUGCAUGAGUUCCAUUUGUUUCAAAAUAGAGCGGCACAAUUAACUGUUAGUGUUCUUACUUCCACGACGUGCGACACCUUUUCGAAAGUAAAACGAGGGGAAAGUUCAGAACAGAUCUAUAAAGACAUUAAAUUCAUCAAUGUUUACAAAUAAUUUACAAGUUUUUGAUACCAAAGUAAUGAAAGGUGAAAACGUCUGUGACCUGGAGAAUGCUAGCAUCGUCGUUAGACAGUAUAAUUAUUCCUAAAAAAAAUUGAAAAAUAAUACAGAUAAUACUAACACUAAUGAUGAAAUCAAAUCUUCAUUCAGAGGUUCUAUGUAACACUUGGCUUAGGGGCGAUGUACCAUUUGCUCUUUGAAAGUAAAUGCACAAAGCAAUGUAUAUACCAUGAUUAGUCUCUUUGAAUGGGCAACGAUUUUAAUCAAGUUUGUAGUUUUAUGGGCACCGCCGACGUGAAAUCAUGGAUCAUUACUAGAAAAAGAUGCUCAAAUGCGCGUUUAUGAAGCAGUACUCAGAGAGCGCAUAUACAUAAGCAGUCACCUUUUAUUCCGCACUGAAUUUUCACGCAAAUUUUUUAUUGCCUGUUUACAAUUUGUAAGUUUAUAACAGGCGACAUUGAUAAAGCCUGCGUCUUUUAAUCGUAAUUGCAUAAUAAUAGCGGUGUAUGAAUAGUAUUCUGUCGAUGUAUUAAACUUUUCCGGAAACCCUUUCCUGGAACUGUUUUCUUACUCAUGAAGAUUGCAAUUAAAACUGCUAAAGUCAUGCAUAAAGAGACUGCCAAAUACACACACGAAUUUUAAAAUGCCAGGUUCUAGAAGAAGACUUAAGACCCUUAAUUGAAUAUUCAUAGAUGAUCGGCUCACUUCUGCAUCCAAGCUUCGUCGAUCGAAGAUUCCAGUCGUGUUUUUAAUUUCGUUCUGCCAACCUAUUGUUAGAUUCAAGCACGUACGAAAUACAUUUCAGUUUGUCGACUUUUAGAUGUUUUAAUGCGUUUAGAGAAGUUUCUUUUACGACUGGUACAAGUGUGUUUACUUCAAAGACGUUCGCAAAUAUCCGGCAUUGCGGCGAUGUUAUUUUCGAAAUUUUGAUAAGACCUCUUUAGGUGAAAAUACACAGUUUAUGACAACAAGUAGAAAAUUGAAAUUUUUCCUAAUUUGUGUCAUCCUUAGAACUCGACGUAGUUUUCCGAGACAACGUCACAUUUGGAGGAAAAUGAUCAAAGUUACUAAAGAUAAAAGGUUACGAACAUGUUAUUGAAAAAGUCAUUACAACGGUAAACAAAGAAAUCUUAUGUCGAGUGAAAUUUGCAUUGUUAAUGUUCUUUGGAAAACCGCGAAACUGAUAAGCUAGCGUAGCGUGCACAAACAUCGCCCUGGAUACAUCAUGUCGUUCUCUUAGAAUAAAUUGUCUCUUAGUACAGGCGCGUUUUGCAGACAUUAAGAAGGCUUCCUACUAAUAUCUGUUUUUAAUCAGUGAAUUAUGUUGGUUAUGAAGUUCCACAGUCAAGUAUUUUUCUCCGUUGGUUUCCACCGGAAAAGGAAACGAGCAAAGUUUAUAGCAUAAGAUACACUUUACUUAGUCUCUGACUAAGUGCCCAUCAGUUGCAGAGCCUGAGCACGGAUGGCAACCAUUAGUUAUAUCAUAUCACCCAUGAGUAGGGUUGAAAAAUAGGCUGAAAAUUGAUACUGUUUUCUCCUGAACUGUGACUCAUUGCCAUGAUGGUUAACGAUUCCAACGGCCAUGUGAAUAACCAGAGCCGGGCAAGACAGGCAUUCUUCACACACACGGAGGUGAUAGGAUGGUGUUUUGCGUUUGGUAUUGUCGAUAUGCUCAUUGUGAUGAGCAAUACCCUCGCUAUAGUCGUAUUCACGCGGAGCAAGUUGCUACGGAAACGUACAAACUACUUUUUGCUGUGCCUGGCGAUUGCAGAUAUGAUGGUUGGUACAAUAUCAUUACCGAUAUUUGUACAUACUCUCGUUCUUUACACAAGAGGUGAAGAAUUGGAUAGCGCGUGGAUCAACGUACUUCAUAGAUUAUUGGACAUUUUUUCAGGAUUUGCUUCAAUCUUUGCACUAACAACUAUUGCAUUGGAACGUUUAUACUCAGUGGUUCUACCAAACUGGCAUCGAACUACACCAAGUUGUCUGUAUUUUAUCUUGAUAAGCAUGAUCUGGAUUCUGGCGGGCGUGCUUGUGUGUGUAAAAGUGCUCGUGAACGAGAAGAUGAUCUCAAGCAACAUAUUCUUGUACCUUAUGCUCGUAUCUUUCUUCAUUUGCGUGGUGGUGAUUUGCUUGGCUUAUAUCGGCAUUUGGUUCAAGGUUAACCAGAGGAUACACGAGAAAACGAAGAAAUCGUUGGAAAAAGACAAGAAACUAGCAACAACACUUUUUCUUGUGUCAGCUAUUUUCAUCUUGACUUGGUUCCCAUUCCAAGGCAUCAACAUCUUCAUUCCAACGUUGUGUGAAAAUGGAUGCACUUUAUCCAUUCUGACUCUCGUUUUCCUCACUAAAUUGAUGCAAUAUAUGAACUCGUUCAUCAAUCCUAUUAUCUACACCUUCAAGAUGCCUGACUUCAGGCGAGGUCUUCUAGCUUUAUUUGGAAAGAAAGUUUUAUAUGGGGCAUCGACCCGAGCUACUUCGAGGAUGUUAUCUGAGCGACGCCGAAGAGCAAGCACGUUACGAUCUAGUGAAACAGAGGCAAACGGCAACUGUGAGUGUGCGCUGUAACAUUGUAGUGUGAUCUUGAAAGACUGUUCUAUAGGAGCAGUAUCGUUUCAGUUACUAUCCUGAGGGAUGAAAUGUAAUGAUUUGUAUCUUAAAGGAUUACUAUCCAAGACUUCGCCAAGGCACGCGGGCGAUACCAUUGUGUCGAGAUCUUUGUACAUGCGCACAACUGGGCUAUCCCAAAGUCUCCACAAUCUAUAUAAUCAAUCUUCCACAGGGAUCAUCGCUCAAAACCGAGGCCUUACAAUGUUUGAAAUCUUUUUGUAGUCUCUUUUUAAUUUGCGGGUUUGACAACUUUGAUGGGGUUUGCCUUACUCUCGAGCUGAGUUAGAGACAGUGGUGUUCCGUUCAAAGCGGACACUGUACACUAUGCAUUUCUAAAAAAAAAAAAGAAGCAGUGAAAUAAGUUCGCAAAUUCCAAUGCCGACUUUUUCGUUCUUAAGUCUUGCUUUUUUUUACUUUGCUUUUUGUUGAAGAAAGAAACCUCGAGGUAGAAUUACAGCCUUUAUAAUCAAGAAACUUUUCCUCCAAAAGGUGUGGAUUUUGAUUGGUUCUUCAUUCACAAAAGAUGUCCAAAAAAUUUAUCGAGUAGCAUAAUACAACAUUCUUCAUUCUUGAAGGUACGUUUUUGUGUGGACGCUUACCGGCAUUUCGGUUUCGUACAAGAAUUUUCCGUCUCAAAUUACCCUGAAUAGUUCCUUUGGGUCUUUAGCAAGAAGGUGUGCAAACUAAAGUAAAUGUUUGGUCUUUCGCUACCAAGAAAUGAUUGUGAGGCAAGCGUUCCUUCAAUUUACAUGUACCUUCAGCAGCUCCAAAUCAAAGACGUCUUUUCCUAAGUUUUAUGUCUAUCCUCUACGGUAUUUUGUCCUUGUGGACGUACUCAGUUAAUGAAAAUAAUUUGCACUUAUUAUACAAUUUGGAAUUUGUUUACAUUUAAAACAAAGGUAUAACUGCACUAUAAUAGUUCAAGGAGGUUCCACUCUAGGAGUGAAUUGAUUAGGUCAUUUUUUUUGGAACAAAACUGACCUUUCUUUCAUUAGUCAGGUGUAGAAUCUCGUCCUUUGAAAUCUAACGGAUUAAUUUGAAAGACUUGGUCGAGUCCACGGUUUAUGCGGGCGAGAAUAGAGAUUCAGGGAGAGAUUAGAAUUAAUACUUCUUUUAUCCUUUUCACCCUGACAUCAGUAUGCAUAUCCUCCUUUCUGGUCACUAUACACUUCCUAAGGUGCUGACAAGGAGAAUUUGUUUAUCAAUCAAGAGCUACUCUAGUUGGAGAUCAUUUCCUUUAUUCUCGUGACCUCAGUAUAUGAUUCAGGAGUAUUACAGCGAGGAGAAUUUAGAUGCUGGUCACUCUUAGGGGUCUAAGGCUAAAUGUACACGGGAAGUUAGACGGUUGGCCUCGCUAAGUGAAAUCAAAAUAUACAUGGCUUAAUGUACAUAGCCGUAGCAAUGUAGCUAAAAUAUCAUUCUAACACAUGUUAGUGCUGAGAAUUUGUCUACCCUCCAAGUUUUAGACCGAGGAGGAAAAAGACAUAUUAAGCAAUUUUUGGUUGCAAAGCUUUAAAAUUUAUAUGUUUAAUGAUAUUUUUGGAGUAAUUAAUUUGUCAUCAUAAAUUUCACCGCUCAGCUGUUUUGAUCAAGGGGAGGAUCAGCAUACUGUUUCCUCUAUCUUCGAAAUAAGUUUGAAACAUGAGUGUCAAGGUAUGCUUCAAUUUUUUGAAAUGUAUUAGAAUUGAAUUAUAGUAUAUACGAUUUUAACUUUGUAAAUUUAUUGAAUUCGACAACGUAACGGUAAUAAUGGAGUGCAAUGGUACUGUUAUGAUGAAAUAUUACUUUGACUUAUCUGAAUUAAAAAUAAGAUUACAAUGUA